This is a messenger RNA of Mesorhabditis spiculigera, 1158 nucleotides long. NCBI's taxonomy places the organism in Eukaryota, Metazoa, Nematoda, Chromadorea, Rhabditida, Rhabditidae. The record is from the annotation of a GenBank genome assembly.
AUGACAGCCACGGCCGAGCUGUAUUCAACGUUAUUUAAUGGGUAUUCGAAUCUAUCGAUACCCACUAACACUUUCCCGCUGGUUGUGGACGUCUAUAUGCAUUUUAUCUACGUGCUUUCAUUGGACGAAUCCGAAGAGACAAUAAAAUUGAUCACGUUCCUAAACUAUUACUGGACGGAUGGAUAUCUGCAAUGGGACGUGGCCGUGGACCCAGUGAACGCGAUGGUGGUGCCGGCGAGUGAGCUGUGGAGGCCUGACGUUGUUUGUACAUCAUGCGCCGAGGUAUCCGGCAUUCUGGAUGAUAAACGUGUGGAAGUGCCGCCGAGCGGCUACAUCGGAUUUGGGUUUCCUGAAGUGAUGAUAUCACGAUGUCCGCUGAAUAUUCGGGCUUUCCCUUUCGAUACGCAGACAUGCCAAUUGACGCUCCAAGUGAUGAGCUACGAUGCUAGUCAGGUAGUACUGAAACCCGGUGAAGGGUUUUUAGGCGAAGAUGUGCGGGGCACCACCGAGUGGGACCUGGGGAACGUGACGGCGGCGUGGAGAGUGGAUAGCGUGCGGGGUACCGGCUAUAUGCAGAUUGAGCUCGUUAUUAAACGAAACUCGACAUGCUACGUGUGGGUGUUGAUGGUGCCGACGUUUAUCGCGUGCAACCUCGCCGUGAUGGGCACAUUUUUGCCGUCCGUCAACACGGGAACGCGGUUUAGUAAGGUGCUGCUGAACGUUUGCGUGUUGUUGACGAUGAUGGUGUUGCUUGACAUUGCCGCCCAGGACAUACCAAAGACAUCGAUACUUCCGCAACUAGCGUGGUACAUCUUCAUCGAGAUGCUCAUCUGUUUUAUAGCGGGUCUGAUCUCGAUCGUAAUCUUGCUAACCCAUCAUUUCGCCACGUUGUUCGAUUUGACGCCUCCAUCCUGCUUGACCUGCUUGGUUUGCGAAGCGCCAGCGAAACAGAACGAUGAUGACGUCAAGAAAGAGCCGCGCUCCACGAGCGCCUUGCUCUCACAGCUCGGUGCAAUUCGCGGCGCGAUUCGGCAGCGCGAAAGGUCUGCGGAGCGCCGCCUUCAGUGGAUCCGGAUUCUCGACCGUGUUGACAUCUUCUUGCUCAUCAUUUUCAUCGUGGUGAAUAGUCUGAUUUUUAUGGGGAGUGUCAUUAAAUGG